CACAUAAAAAUUUCCUCUCCACCAGUCAUCCACGUACUCGACGCACUUCUUUCAAACCGAUACCCCCGUCACCCCAUUCAUAAUAUCUGCAACGCAACACCGAGCCUCGUACAUAACCGCUUCAAAACUCAGAUGCUCACGUCAGUCACCAACAACAAUGUUCCCCUACUCUUAUUUCCCACGCCUCCCAGUUUGGAACUCCCUCGCUCCACCGCGUCCCCGCCAACCCACAUCCCCUCCCAAGGAACCUGCAAAACCCGCUUCCCAAGACCCCACCUCCCAUCAAUCAAUGUCACACCCCAAAGACGCACCUCCUGAUCACGACAUCGUCAAGCACAACCAUGCUUGCGAAACCCAACACCCACCACUUUUCAAGAAGCCGAAAAGAGUGUAUAUCAACACCUACUCUAAUUCAGUAGUGAAGCGUAGUAAAACGGAGCAUGAGCGAGUGGUGGACUCGCGACAACCAGGGCUGAAGCCGUUGUUGACUGUGUGUGCGAUGGAUUGGAAGCCGCCGCCGCGGGAGGUGUGUGAGAAAUGGAGUGGAAUUAAUGAGGAGGUGCAGCGGUUUGUUGGGAGAUUGAAGGAAGCUAGGAGGGAUAUGAACGUUGCUAUGAAUGAAACUAUAGGUUAUCUCUCGAGGAAUCACGACGAAGCGCUGAUUGAGGUGUGUUGUGUGCAAGGAACGCAUAGGAGUGUUGCAGCUGCUGAGAUUAUGGGUGUCGAACUUGCUCUUAAGGGUAUCGAUACGUAUAUCAGGCACCUGCACCGACAAAAGAUGCCUCAGGACGAAUGGUGAGACCUUUUGGGGGGUUUUCCGCUGUAGCGGUGGUCCUUGGGCGUUUUUCCCUCAUAUGUGUUCGCGUAUUACAUUUAUUUCAUCGUUCAUCGAGUAUUUGCUAGUUACAU
Molecule: messenger RNA, 909 nt
Organism: Periconia digitata
Lineage: Eukaryota; Fungi; Ascomycota; Dothideomycetes; Pleosporales; Periconiaceae
Source: the annotation of a GenBank genome assembly